UUGCCGCGGGCAUCUUCAGAUCACUGUCUCACUGGCGCACUCAAUUUUUAACCUCCCCUGCCUCAGACUAAUCUAACCAUGAUUUGUCUCAAAGCCCUCUCAUCCCCUGUCCACCUACCAACCCUCCGCCGCCUCAACCCCGCCUCCGCCCACCGCGUCGCCGCCGCUAUGUCCUCCUCCUCCACCGCCGUCGCGGCCCCUGUCGAGCACAUCGUGCUCAUCAAGGCCCGCCCGGAGGCCGCGGCCUCGGGCGCCGCCGCGGCGAUGGUCUCCUCGCUGCAGGCGCUCUCCACGCUCGUCCCGGGCCUGGCCUACAUCCACGCGGGCCCCGUGCUGCGGCUCCGCUCCCCCGCCGCGGAGGCGCUGGGCCCCACCCACCUCCUCCACUCCCGCUACGCCACCAAGCAGGACCUGGCGUCCUACGCGGUGCACCCGGCCCACGUCGCCGCCGUGCAGGGGCACGUGCUCCCCAACGCGCUCGACACCACCGCCGUCGACUGGGUCAACGCCGUGCCGCUCCCGUCCCCCGUGAGCCCCGGCGCCGCCGUGCGGCUCACGCUCGCCAAGGUCAAGGAGGGGGUGGAGGUCGCGCAGCUCGUGGAGACGGUGGCUGCGGCGACGAAGGCGGCCGGGGAGGCGAAAGGCGCCAAGGUGAGCUUCGGGGAGAACUUCUCCCCCGCGCGGGCGAAGGGGUACCAGUUCGGGAUGGUGGCGGUGUUCGACAGCGUGGAGGAGCUGGACGCCGUGGAGGGGGACGGGAAGGUCGAGGAGGCCAAGGCCGCGGUUAGGCCGCUUCUGGACGAGGUGGUGGUGCUCGACUUCGUCGUGGAGCCUGCUGGAGAGGCUCAGGCGGCGGCGAGCCUCUGAAAGUUUCAGGUUUCAUCUCAGUUUCGACUGUCGAGCGUGUUGUUGAUUUGGGAAUAAUGGACUCCUUGUGGUUGUCAACUUGUGAAAUUGGGAAUGACAUUGGGAUGAAUAAGGAUUGCUUCCCUUAAUUAAGGAUCAAACUAACAAGCUCUUGCCAGGA
Phragmites australis (common reed) is the source of this 1027-nucleotide messenger RNA. RefSeq names its product stress-response A/B barrel domain-containing protein UP3-like. The record is from RefSeq and is a predicted model, not a curated record. NCBI's taxonomy places the organism in Eukaryota, Viridiplantae, Streptophyta, Magnoliopsida, Poales, Poaceae. Bases 79 to 867 code for a protein of 262 amino acids. The transcript has a single exon.